This is a messenger RNA of Emiliania huxleyi CCMP1516, 1179 nucleotides long. RefSeq lists its product as hypothetical. Gene Ontology annotation, cellular component: nucleus; NuA4 histone acetyltransferase complex. Lineage: Eukaryota; Haptophyta; Isochrysidales; Noelaerhabdaceae. The coding region runs from base 1 to 1179 and encodes 392 amino acids. The transcript is spliced from 2 exons. Gene Ontology annotation, biological process: chromatin organization; regulation of DNA-templated transcription. The record is from RefSeq and is a predicted model, not a curated record.
AUGCCACUGGCCGCUGGCACAAAGGUGGAUGCCGAGCAGAACGGGGUGUGGUAUCAGGCGGUAAUAAAGCAGAGCCUCGAGGAGAGCAGCGGCCUGAGCUACAAGGUGCACUACCACGGCUGGAACGCAAGGUGCGACGAGUGGGUGGACUCGGCGCGUGUGCGCGGCAUCGGCAGCUUCUCUGCCGGCGAUGAGGUCCAAGCCCGCGACAGGUUCGGGAAGUGGUACGGCGCCAAGAUUGUGCACGUCACCGAGGACGGCGAGUACCGCGUCCACUUCCUCGGCUGGGCGGCGAGGUGGGAUGAGACGGUUCCUGCCGACCGUGUCGCUCGAGUCGGCGCCGCGGUGGAGAACAUGGAGGUGGACCCGGAGGCGGUCUGGGGCGGGGCCGCUGGGCACCUCGGCGACGACCAGUUUCAGGUGCACGCGGUGCUCAAGAGCCGCAUACGCGAGGGCAUUCUGCAGUACUGGGUUGACUGGGGACCCGAGUGGGACCUGAGCGAGGCGGAUAUGGCGGAAGGCCUCGCGUGCGUGCGCUACCAGUGGGUGGACGAGGACGAUAUCGACCCGGCGCUCGUCGAGAGCUUUGUGCCGUCCGGCCGGGGUCGGGCGAGCGGCGGCGGCACUCCCUUUGUCAUGCAGGAUCAGCUUCACGUAACGGAGGACGUCGCGGCGCAGCUGGUUGGGUCCUACCGCAACGAGCUCGCUCGGCACAUGUUCCGCGUGCUCGACAAGCAGCGCGGGCACCUCAAGAAGUACGUGAGCGAGAUCACGGCGCUCCGGGGCGGGCACGGCGGCAAGCACAUCGAGGACAGCUUCAAAAUCAGCUCGCAGGACAUUGUCGACGAGAUGAUCCGCCCCUUCCUCUCCUCGGUCGUCAAGAAGCAGGAGAAUGGCACGCUCAUGCUGCUGGUGCCGCCGCUCGAGUUCCGCUUCCGUACCCAGCGCGUCGGCGCGGACGAGCCGGCGGCGGCCACGCAGCUCAUCGUGACGGGCCACUUCUUCUCGCUGGCGACCGACCGGAUCUUUCGGUGGGCACGGCCGGGCAACGCAGCAGACGGCGAGUUCUACUCCCCCCAGGUGAUCCAUGGCUACAAGAAGGCGCUCGCGCACCACGCACGCAACCUCCCAGCUGGACAGGUCUCGGCGGACAUGCUCCAGUUUUUGCAGCCGCUCUAG